Messenger RNA from Cajanus cajan (pigeon pea), 995 nucleotides. Lineage: Eukaryota; Viridiplantae; Streptophyta; Magnoliopsida; Fabales; Fabaceae. The record is from RefSeq and is a predicted model, not a curated record.
ACCACCUCCACAUCUCUCUCUCUCUUUCCUUUCCCAUUCUUAUCCAAAAAUAAUAAUGAAAACGGUAUUUACAACAACACUCAUUUCCCUAACGAGAAUAAAGAAAAGGAAGGAAGCAAACCCUUUUAUAAAAGCACACCAAAGGAACCAUAAUAAACAACAACGUAGGAGAAAGCAAACCCUCCACAACACAACACAACACCACACACAGAGACACAACCUAAACUUCCACGCGUUAUAAAAACCACCACCUGCAUGCUUACAAUGGCCACCAGAAAAACCUACUUCGCCGCACGGAGCCACCGUUUCCUCCCCGUAGCUCCAGACACGGACUCUCUUUCCCUUUCCGUGGAUUCCGAUUCCGAUUCCGCGUUCGAGUUCCACGAGUCCGAGAUUUACGACUCGGGCCGGGCCAACUCGUUCGAGUGCCGCGGAUCGUUACAUGGUCGCGCCUCUGGCUUCGCCAAGAAAAAGGGGUCUCCCACCACCGCUCCGGCGUCGGUGCCGGUGAACAUCCCCGACUGGUCGAAGAUCCUCGGCGGCGAGUAUCACCGGCGGAGGAACAGCGACGAGGAGAACGAGGAGAACAGUGUGAGGGUGCCACCGCAUGAGUUCCUAGCGAGGACGAGGGUGGCUUCGUUUUCCGUGCACGAGGGUGUUGGGAGGACCCUCAAGGGAAGGGAUCUCAGCACACUCCGAAACGCCAUUUGGGCCAAAACCGGUUUCCAAGACUGAACAAAAAAAAAAAAAGAGAGUACAAACACACUUAACCAUCUCCCAAAUCUUCUUUUUUUUUCCUUCUAAAUUUUUGGGUUCUUUUUUUGGUUACUACUGUAAUUGGUAUGUAUUUUUGGUUGUUAAUUACGUUCGCGUAUGCUGUAUGCAUAUUAAAUGUAAGGUUUCGGUUAUUAAUUCGAAACCUGAGGUUUGUAAUUUCGUGUUUACGUGCCCUCUAAAGGAAUAUAUAACUUUUAUCAAUGUUGACGUUGUUUUGA